Molecule: messenger RNA, 975 nt
Organism: Alternaria metachromatica
Lineage: Eukaryota; Fungi; Ascomycota; Dothideomycetes; Pleosporales; Pleosporaceae
Exons: 3
Coding region: 1-975 (324 amino acids)
Cellular component (GO): mRNA cleavage and polyadenylation specificity factor complex
Molecular function (GO): RNA binding
Source: RefSeq, a predicted model, not a curated record
AUGGCAGACGAAUCCGACGACGAUCUCUAUGGCGACGAGACAGCCGCGCAGCAGACCAACGAGGCAAAAAAAGAGGAUGACAACUCCAGCGGUGAUGAGCCAAUGGACGAAGAGUCAGGCGAUGAAGAAGACAGCGACUCGGACAUCGACAUCAUAAUCGAGAAGGCGCCAGCACCCGCCAAACCCACAGCCGCGCAAGCACCCCAAGAAUCCAAAGCCAUAAAGAUCGAAGCACCGCCCACCUCUUCGACCACGCCCUCGCAACAAGUACCCCCAAAGACCGUUCCCACAACCGGCGGCACUGUCCCUCAACUGUCCGCCUCAGCCCUCUCAGGCACCGCCUUCCCUGCGCAACGCACCUCGACCAUCGAUGUCAAUGGGAACCCCGUCUACCCACCACAAGGCAAAGAGAUUCUUAGCGUAGACAUCGAUGCCGACCUAGCGGAAGAGCAAAAGAUCUGGCGCCGACCCGGUGAGGACCAGUCAGACUACUUCAACUACGGCUUCGACGAGUUCACGUGGGAGUUGUAUCGCCAAAGACAAGUCAGUAUGGCCAACACACUGCAGGGUCAGAAGAACGACAUGGCACAAAUGCAGGCGAUGAUGGGUGGUGCGCCGAUGCCUGGUAUGCCUGGAAUGCCUGGCAUGGGCGGUGGUCCGCAGGGUAACGGAGGGCCGGGUGGUGCGCCGCCGACAGGCCCGGGAGGAGGAGGAGGCGGUGGUGGUGGCGGCGGCGGCGGUGCUAUGGGACCUGGAGGCAUGAACGAACAGCAAAUGCAGAUGAUGAUGCAAGAGAUGAUGCAGCAAGGCAUGGAUCCCAGUCAGAUGGACUUUGCGUCCUUUAUGCAGAUGGCAGGUCAGGGCAUGGGUGGCUUCCCCGGUGGACCUGGAGGUCAGCAAGGCGGAGGUUUCCAGCAGGGUCAUCAAGGCGGUGGUGGCAGAGGAGGACGCGGUGGCAGGGGAAGAGGGUGGUAA